AUGCAAACGGAUUGCAGAUGGCCUGAUCGUGGUAUACCGAAUCAUGAGAGUGCAAUGGUGCCACUGAAGUUGUUAUCGUAUGUGCGACAGACACGAGCGCCUUGUGUAGUGCACUGCUCGGCAGGGAUUGGCCGUACGGGAACUGUGAUUGCCAUCGAGAUGGGAAUACGACGAUUUCUCGAUGGACGAAAAGUCGACCUUGCUACAUUAAUCAAAGAUCUCAGGAAGAAGAGGGCACAGUGUAUUCAGACCGAGAUUCAGUACCUUUACGUUGGUCGUGUACUCGUCGAGUAUGCGCUAAGUUCAGGUGAACAACUCUCGAAUGAGGCGCGGAAAGCGGCCGAAAAUUUUUUGAAACAAUACGAUAGCAAAUGCAAAAAGUGA
Molecule: messenger RNA, 384 nt
Organism: Anisakis simplex (herring worm)
Lineage: Eukaryota; Metazoa; Nematoda; Chromadorea; Rhabditida; Anisakidae
Source: the annotation of a GenBank genome assembly